Molecule: messenger RNA, 1691 nt
Organism: Scylla paramamosain (green mud crab)
Lineage: Eukaryota; Metazoa; Arthropoda; Malacostraca; Decapoda; Portunidae
Exons: 6
Coding region: 580-1221 (213 amino acids)
Source: RefSeq, a predicted model, not a curated record
CUGUCGCUGCCAGGAUGUAAACAAACCAAGAGGGGAGAGUGACGAGGGAGGUGAGAGGGUUGCAACAUCCUGUAUCCCAGCGCUGCGGUCUUAGUGCAGACUAUUACAUUGGUGCUGACAUGAGUAUUUCCCCAUUACGCCAGUCUUCACGUCACAUGGUCUUAAGGAAGAUAACUGUGUCACGAUAACAGCUUUAGUUCUUCAUCAGUGUGGAAGUGGGGUGAGGACGGCGCCACAGGUGUGCAGGCACCAUUAAGGUAUAGAAUGUGGGUAAGGUGUCUCUCUGGCCUCCCCACCACUGAUAUCGCACCAGGUAUUCACACCCACAAUUUUAUUUACCCUGAGGAACUGCGAAUUCCCUGUUUUGUAGUUGCUAGACAGGUCCUGCGUCUCGGCUGUCCUCCGUCUGCCCUCUGCUUACAAUACAUGUGAGACUGGGAAGCAGACAACCAAGCAGAGGCCGCGAUAGUCUGUGUAUGGCCAUUCCGGCAAGACUCUCCCGCCUCUUAGCGAGUGAUAUAUUAAUCACUGACACACAUGUGAGCAGACACACGCACACUCAUUUCUGAGACGUGCACGAUGACGCAUCCCAACCCAGGCGUGGCUGUGUGGCGUUGUGUGGUGAUCCUGGCAGUACUCAUGACCGCAGCCAUGAGUCAGAGAAACCUCCUGCCUGCCCUUCCCGCCAGUCAGGACGACUCCUCCCUGGCUAACCUCUGGCGACACGGUCUUAGGAACCAAAGAGAUUCCAAUGGCGAGGCCCUGAGGAGUGAUGACCCGGCCCCGAAGACCUACCUAACGCCGCCUCACGGAGAGGUGAUGAAUUGGGUGCCGCAAGACUCCGCCCACCCCCUCUACGUCCCCGAGAAUGCCAACUUUCUGCGGGAGAUUCUGUUCGAUAACAUGGUACAGGUCGAAGUGAAGCCUGACGACCCCAGGAUGAGUGAGCCUAAAGGUCUGCAAGUGACUAACCUUAACGGGAAAACUCUCACUUUCACCAGGGAUGCCUCAGGUGUCCAGGUGGAGGGAAUCCCGGUGACUGACUCAAAGAUCAACGAGGACGGCACAGUCUCGUUCACGCUGCAGGAGAGUCUCUUCGGCCACCGCGAGAGGGUGAGGGAUGCGUGGGAGAAGAUGCCCAAGCCGUCUGCGAGAUUCGGGCCCUUCGGCGGCGGACACCCCAUGAACGCACCUCCUCCUCCUCCUCCUGAACCAUUCUAGUGAGGGCCAAGGGUUGAAAGGUGGAGGUAGGCAGACCGACAGGAAACACACACAGGAACAUCGUUGCCUUUACUUUCCUUCUCGCUAUCUGUUGUGGCCCUCUUGCAUUAAGGCCCAUAUUCUGAAACAUUUCUGCUCCGCACCUCCACAACUUACCUAAGGGUUCUGAAGGGUGUUUUUACGGUUCUAAUGGCAGAAUAACAAGAUUUCUACAUUAGUAACAGGAGAAAGACUCUUGAGAACCUGGCUUAUCAUCUCUGUGGCGUUAGAAAAUAGUUGUGGUAAGAGAGUAAAGCGUUUCUGGGUACGGACCUAAGACAGUGCUCGUGUUGCUUGUGUUGAGUGAGUAUCUGUUCACUGAGAGGACGCAUAGCACGUUCCUCUUUGCCUCACCACCACGCACAGUAUUCUUUGGCCUUUAUUAAUCAGUAUUGCCUUUGCUUGACGAGAAUAAAGCAUUACAAAAAUUA